CCAUACGUCAAGUCACCGGUACAUAAGAAGACACCAGGGAUCCAUCUUACCGCGCAAUACCCUACUUUGGCCCCUAUGAAGACCUACGAAUCCGACCCCUUCAACGCUGACCCCACGACCCAGUCGUUCAUCCCGAGCGCAAAAGCAGAGCAUGGUUUCUAUCAUCGACUGCAUCUCCCGCCUAUGCAUCUCAACAUCCACAUCCCAAAUCUCGUGGCACUGAGGACUCGGCAACGAAAGCGCCGCCAUCCUCUGACGACGGAGAGUGUGCAGAUACUAUCCUCGGCCACACAGCUCGACGCAGGCACUUCUGAGGAAGAAGAAGACAAAAAGACGAUUGGCGCAACAUCUUUAAAAGACGGUGGGAUGAAUAGGUGGUACCGGCCACAAACAAGAUCAUCCGCAUAAUCAUCAUCGAUUCAGAUGACCGACUUGACACAUUAUUUCAUCCUAAGUACUGUAUCGCAGAGAGGGUUAAUUACACAUGUGGAUGGUUCAUGAAGGAGACUAUUUUUGCUCUAAAUGGUGUUAGC
Molecule: messenger RNA, 533 nt
Organism: Mycena citricolor
Lineage: Eukaryota; Fungi; Basidiomycota; Agaricomycetes; Agaricales; Mycenaceae
Source: the annotation of a GenBank genome assembly